Molecule: messenger RNA, 1357 nt
Organism: Xyrauchen texanus (razorback sucker)
Lineage: Eukaryota; Metazoa; Chordata; Actinopteri; Cypriniformes; Catostomidae
Product: histone RNA hairpin-binding protein-like
Exons: 8
Coding region: 61-906 (281 amino acids)
Biological process (GO): mRNA transport; mRNA 3'-end processing by stem-loop binding and cleavage
Cellular component (GO): histone pre-mRNA 3'end processing complex; cytoplasm
Molecular function (GO): mRNA binding; histone pre-mRNA stem-loop binding
Source: RefSeq, a predicted model, not a curated record
GGUUUAAUACAAACCUGGGAGCUGCUCGUCCGUGUGGUUACCUAUUUUUCACCUUUAGAAAUGUCCAAACACCAAACAUACAGGCACGAAAAUGAUUACAAGACUGAGGAAAACGGGAACAAAGACCUUUCAAGAUGGUCCCAUGGUAGGAAACGUGGAGCAGAUGGUAGUUUGAGAAGAUCACAUCGUGUUGAAGAGUCUGGCAAAGACCAAAGAUCACAGAGCUCACGCAGACCAGACAUUGUAAUUUUUCCAUUCAGUUUUACAACCCCUGAGAGUGAAGGACCUGUGUCCAGGAUAAAGAACUGGGGCGAUGAGGUGGAGGCAGAGGAAAUGCGUACAAAUGUCCAUUGCGACAUGCAUCGCUAUAGAAGAAGGAUUCUCGCUGCAGACAUUCCUCCGAGAGAUAGAAAAACCUCGUCUGGAAGUUCAGACUCCAGAGAAUCCUGGGAUUCCAAAGACUCUCCUGCUAAAGGUGAAAUGGAGACAGAUGAGGCCAUACUCAUGAGAAGACAAAAACAGAUCAACUAUGGGAAAAACACUCUUGCCUAUGACAGAUACAUAAAAGAAGUGCCCAAGCAUCUGAGAGAGCCAGGUAUCCAUCCAAAGACUCCAAACAAGUUCAAGAAAUACAGCCGGCGCUCCUGGGAUCAGCAGAUUAAACUGUGGCGGGUCGGUCUUCACAAGUGGGACCCCCCUGCCGAAGAGGGACUUGAGCUGCAGCAGAUAGAGGAGAUUGACCUUGGGGAAAUCAUGGAUUUUGAGUUGGAUGUGGAGGGUUCAGCAAAUACAGAGACUGAGUCCCAAAACCCAGCAUCCAGUGGCGUAUCGUUGUCUUUGCCAGAGGACUCGUUUACAGGAACUCCUAAAAAGAUGAUGAAAAUUGAGGAUGCUGAAAUGUUGUGAGCACCUUCUUCAAAAUCCUGAUGCUCUACGAGAGAACUGAGCAACUGAACUGUUUUAAUACACUGUUCGUUUUUUGAUUAUUAAUGUACAGUUCUUCCGACAGGUUAUGGUGUUUUUCUAAUAUCACAGGGUUUGCCAACUUCUUAAAGAGAAUGUUUGUCAUUAUCACUGAAUUCAAAAUGUUCACCCCACCUACUACUUUUUAGCUCUUUGCAAAAAAAAUGUAAAUGUGUAUAUUUUUAAAUUGAUUAAUUUUGUACGGUAGUAAACAUUUUGAUGCUUCGUGGACAUCCACUUUUAUUUAUCAGUCAAAUUUCUUCUUUUUUUUCUUCAAAUGUAUCAAAUUUCCAGUGUUAUAAGUGUAUUGGUUUAGGUGGUGUUGUGGUUUUUUUAGAUUGCUUUUGUUGAUUAUUCAUUUCUAUUUAAUUGGUAAAAUAAACUUUAAGCUGGA